This is a messenger RNA of Sipha flava (yellow sugarcane aphid), 354 nucleotides long. RefSeq names its product piggyBac transposable element-derived protein 4-like. The transcript has a single exon. The record is from RefSeq and is a predicted model, not a curated record. NCBI's taxonomy places the organism in Eukaryota, Metazoa, Arthropoda, Insecta, Hemiptera, Aphididae. Bases 1 to 354 code for a protein of 117 amino acids.
AUGCGGAUGUAUUGGUCCUCUCAAGAUGGACUAAGAAUGGAUUUAAUAGCAGAUGUCAUGUCAUAUAAUAGAUUUACUGAAAUAAAAAGGUACAUUCAUUUUGCAGACAACAGUAACCAGCCUAAUACUGUUAUCGAUAAAUAUUGGUGGAAAGUUCGGCCUGUCUUAGAUAUUUUGCAUCAGUCUUUUCAUGCAGCUACUUCAACAAAUAAGCAUAUUGCAAUUGAUGAAAUGAUGGUGCCAUUUAAAGGGAAAAGUUAUCUCAAACAGUACUUAAAAUCCAAACCUAAGAAAUGGGGUUUUAAAAUUUGGGUUCAAGCUAGUAUAAGGAGAUACUAUAAGGUACAUUGUUGA